Globicephala melas (long-finned pilot whale) is the source of this 8755-nucleotide messenger RNA. RefSeq names its product otogelin like (gene OTOGL). NCBI's taxonomy places the organism in Eukaryota, Metazoa, Chordata, Mammalia, Artiodactyla, Delphinidae. The record is from RefSeq and is a predicted model, not a curated record. Gene Ontology annotation, molecular function: alpha-L-arabinofuranosidase activity; protein binding. Gene Ontology annotation, cellular component: extracellular matrix. Gene Ontology annotation, biological process: L-arabinose metabolic process.
AUGAACAUUGUGAGAAAACUCAAUUUAAUGAUACCGUGGAGUAUAUUCUUGCUUCAUAUACUGCUGUUUUCAUUACAAGGUUAUAUUUGUACUUCAUCCAUCUUGACGAGAACAUCAAAAAACGGGUUUAAUGAAAAUCAACAGAAAAGAGCUCUUUUAGCAGCCCAGUUUGAAGCAACUUCUCCAAGAUAUUUCUUCCAUGAAGCUAUUAAUUGGGGUGAGAGUAAAAUAAAAGGUUCUUGUCCUCAUGAAUGCCUUAACGGAGCUUUCUGUUCUAAGGCUGGUACAUGUGACUGUCAAAUAUUUCAGGCACUUGGGACACGGUGCCAGAUUGUGCCAAACAUGGGCAGUGGCAGAGAUGGGAUUUGCAAAAGCUGGGGACAGUACCACUUUGAAACUUUUGAUGGCAUCUACUAUUAUUUCCCAGGAAACUGUUCUUACAUCUUUGCGAAGGACUGUGGUAAUUUGGAGCCUCGGUACACUGUAUGGGUUCAUAACAGCCCUAAAUGCCUUGGUUCAGUGUAUUACUGUUAUCGGUCGAUCAGCUUGUUCUUUUCAGACCAAGAGGAAAUUCAAAUUUAUGGGCAUGAAAUAAAAAAGAAUGGAAUCAGUUUAACAUUGCCUCAGACAAUUGGACAGGUUUUCAUUGAGAAACUAGCUGACUAUAUUCUGGUGAAAACAACCUUUGGUUUUUCAUUGGCUUGGGAUGGAAUAUCUGGAAUUUACCUGAAGCUGUCUGAGGAGCAUAAAGGGAAAUCAUGUGGCCUAUGUGCAAACUACAAUGACAUUCAAUCUGAUGAUUUCAUCAUUCAGCAAGAGGACUAUACAGAAGACAUUGCUAUGUUUGCAAAUAGUUGGUUGGUGCAAACUCCAGAUGACCCCAAAUGUGUACCCACACCCUCAGAUUUUCCAAAUCCAUGCUCCAGUGGAAUGCCAGCAUUUGAGGCAAUCUUCUUCAAGUGUCAGAUACUGUUGCAGUUUCCCUUUUUGAGCUGCCAUGAAUAUAUUGAUCCAUAUUUAUAUAUUGCCAGCUGUGUUAAUGAUCUUUGCAAAACUCACGAUGAUGAGACCUAUUGUCGAGCAGCCACCGAGUAUGCUAGAGCCUGUUCCCAUGCUGGCUACCCUAUUCAAGACUGGAGAGAUGACUUUCCAGCAUGCAUUGAUAAAUGUGAUGACAGCUUUGUCCAUCGGGAUUGUAUCAGUUGUUGCCCACCAACCUGCACAUUUGAGGACCAAUGUCUUGGGAGUAAUCUCCAUUGUCUUGACGGAUGUUACUGCGCGGAUGGCCUCAUAAUGGAAAAUGGGACUUGCAUCUCCUUGGAAAAUUGCCCAUGCAGUUUUCAUGGAUUAGCUUAUUCAGUUGGUUCAAAAAUUGAACAAGAAUGUACUGAAUGUGUAUGUGUUGGUGGAAUUUGGAACUGCACUGAGCAUGACUGCCCAGUUCAAUGCUCUGUUGUAGGUGAUUCUCAUUUUACUACUUUUGAUGGUCGACAUUAUUCUUUCAUUGGAAUGUGCCAAUACAUCCUUGUAAAAGGAACUGGAAAAGAUAAAUUCACAAUUACUUUACAGAAAGCUCACUGUGAGCAGAACCUUGGCUUGGUCUGCCUUCAGUCUGUAACUCUAAUUCUGGAGGAUGAUUCCAACAAACAAGUGACCCUUAGUAGGGGAGGACAGAUCCUCACCAGUCCUAACCAGGGAUUCAGUCUGAAUGGAAUUGUUGAAAUUCAGACUCUGUCAUCCUUAUUUAUUCUUCUAAAAACCACGUUUGGUUUAAAGAUUCUGUUUGCUAUAGAUGGGGAAAGAGUUUAUAUUCAGCUCACUAGUGCGUGGAAAAGAAGAACGUUAGGUCUGUGUGGCACGUUUAAUGGGAACAUAAGGGAUGAUUUUCUUUCUCCAUCAGGCAUGAUAGAAGGUACCCCACAACUUCAUGCAAAUGCAUGGAGAGUUUCCUCCACUUGUUUUGCACCUGUUCAUGUUCCUAUGAUGGACCCCUGCAACAUUAAUCAACAAAACAUUGGAUAUGCAGCACACUGUGAUGUUAUCCACCAAGAGCUCUUUGCUCCUUGCCACAUCUAUAUUAGCCCUGGGCUGUACUAUCAGCUAUGCCGCCAUGAUGCAUGCAAGUGCGGAAGCGCCUGCCUAUGCAAUGCUCUUGCCCACUAUGCCUACCUCUGUGGCCAGCAUGGUGUUCCCAUCGAUUUCAGAGCUCAGAUUUCAUUCUGUGGGGUGGUGUGCCAGAAAGGCAUGAUGUACCAUUACUGCUCCACCUUCUGUCGCCGCUCCUGCAUCUCUCUCUCUUCCCCAGAACAGUGUCCUGAUGACUGUGCUGAAGGCUGCAACUGUCCCGAAGGCAAAUACUAUGAAGACACACUUAGCUUUUGUGUGCCCAUAUUUCACUGUCGGUGUCAUUACAGAGGCAGCAUUUACCAACCUGGGGAGCUCAUCCCAACGCUCUCAGGCUUAUGCCAGUGUUCAAAUGGGACUGUGAAAUGUGAUGAAUUAGCAACACCCUCUGCUGUUCACAUCUGCCCCGAGGGAAAACAGUAUUUCGACUGUAGGUUUCCUGACCCUGAAUUACCAGCUGGUGGUGUAAAUUGUGAAACUACGUGUGCAAACCUGGCUAUGAACUUCACUUGUGCCCCAUCAUCACCCUGCAUAAGUGGCUGUGUUUGUGCUCCAGGAAUGGCAGAGCACAAAGGAAAGUGUUACGUUCCUGAAAGCUGUCCGUGUAUCUGGAAAGAUUGGGAGUACCUCUCAGGAGAAGUGAUUGCUACACCAUGUUAUACCUGUGUUUGUCGACGAGGAAUGUUCAACUGCACAUAUUAUCCAUGCCCAGCAGUGUGCACAAUAUAUGGGGACCGUCAUUAUCAUUCUUUUGAUGGACUGGAAUAUGAUUAUAUCAGUGAUUGCCAGGUAUUUUUGAUAAAGAGUACAGAUGAUUCAGAUAUAUCUGUCAUUAGCCAGAACAAGAAAUGCUUUGACAACGAUAUUGUUUGUUCUAAAAGUGUUUUGAUUUCAGUUGGGGACACUGACAUUUACCUGCAUGAUACUCCUUACAAACAGAAACGAUCAGGUUUUUUUCUGGAAAGUAAGCCAACAUACCAGCUUUGGAAGGCAGGGUACUACAUAGUAGUAUACUUUCCAGAGAAAGACAUCACUAUUCUUUGGGAUAAAAAGACAACCAUCCAUAUCAAAGUUGGACCACAGUGGAGGGGCAAAUUAUCAGGAUUAUGUGGAAACUUUGACAAAUGUACUUCAAAUGAUAUGACCACAUCCAAUAACUUAGAAGUGAGAAAUGCCCAGGUAUUUGGAGAUAGUUGGGCAUUAGGACAGUGUGAAACCCCAACUGAAUUAUUUAAACCCUGUGAGGCACAUCAAAACAAAUUUCCUUAUGCCAAGAAAGAAUGCUCCAUUUUGUACAGUGAUGUUUUUGCUCCUUGUCGCAAUGUGAUUGAUGUUACUUCUUUUGCCAAAAAUUGUCAUGAAGACACGUGUAACUGUAACCUUGGUGGGGAUUGUGAAUGUUUAUGCACAAGUGUAGCAGCGUAUGCGUACAAGUGUUGUCAGGAAGGGGUUUCUGUUCACUGGAGAUCAUCUACUAUUUGUUCACUCGAUUGUGACUAUUACAAUGAAGGGCUUGGAGAAGGACCAUAUAUGCUGGCAAGUUAUGGGCAGACUGGCCUUAUUCUGGGGAUCAAUAUGACCAGUAGAAACAUUUUCUCUCUGCCAAGAAGUAGUAUUCAUGGCAAUUUAUUUUUUACUUUUAUGAUCACUCCAGGCCUUUUCAAAGAUAAGGCAUCGUCAUUGGCACUUGUUUCCUUGGAAUCUGCUGAAAGGCCAAACUACUUUCUCUAUGUCCAUGAUGAUGACACUCUUAUUCUGAAACUGUGGGAGGUGAAUUCAGCCUUUCGUCGGAGAGCCACAUUUUUUCACCAUCAGGACCUCUGGAUUCCUGGUUACAGUGCUUUUGAGUUAUGCAGCAAGAAAGGCUUUUUCAUCAUAUUGACAGAUUCUAGUGCCAAAGCAUCAAAAUAUGAUGAUUCUGAAGAAUUUAAACAUUUAAGUAGCUUCAGCAUAGAAGAAAUCCAGGCAGCAGUGCCUUACAGGAGGAUGUGUGAAUGGAGAUAUGAACCUUGUGCCACUCCCUGUUUUAAAACGUGUAGUGACCCUGCAGCUCUAGCAUGUAAAUUUCUUCCACCGGUUGAAGGAUGCUUGCCCUACUGCCCUAAAACUAUGAUCCUUGAUGAAGUCACUCUCAAAUGUGUUUACCCAGAAGACUGCAUACCUCUGAUUCCCACAGAACCAGCAUUAAUUUCUCCAGGUAAGCCAUCUCUACCCAUGUUUACAGUGUGGUAAAUGAUUACUCCAUCAGACUUCACUGCGAUUGACAAGCUAACACCUACGCCAGGUUUGGAAUGUGAGCCUCAAGAAUUUGAUCCUGUUUAUAAUUGUACCCAAUAUAUAUGCCUUGAUAAGGAAUGGAAGUUGUACAACUGGUCUCUUAAUUGCCCAAAGGACAUAGAAAUGCCUGACUGUGGUUUCCGGGGAAGAGCUGUUCAAGUGAACAGAGAUAUUUGCUGCCCUGAGUGGGAAUGUCCGUGUCGGUGUUCCAUGUUGUCAGAACUCAGCAUUAUUACAUUUGAUGGAAAUAAUGCAGCAUUGUAUAGUAUGGCUUCUUAUAUCUUAGUAAGAAUUCCUGGAGAAGUUAUAGUUGCUCAUAUUGAAAAAUGUUCCAUGAAUCAGAAUGGAAACUCAUUUAAAAAGCUAGCUUCCUCUGGAAGAAUCUCUGCACUUUGUUUUAAGAAGUUAAAUUUGACCACACCUGUACAUAAAGUACUUGUCAAUCGGGCAGCAAGAAAGGUAGAAGUGGAUUCUAUUGCUGUACCCUUGCCUUUUUCAAAUGAAGAUCUGUCCAUAGAGGAUUCUGGUUCAGUGUAUGUGAUUACUACUCCAGCUGGACUAAUCAUAAAGUGGGCUCAUCUUACAGGGAUCAUAGACAUUCAUUUUGGCUCUCAAUUUAACUUGUCAUCCUACACAGAAGGACUUUGUGGAACUUGCAAUGAAGAUCCAGAUGAUGAUCUAAGGAUGCAAAAUGGCACAAUCAUUACGAAUAUAGAAGACAUAGAAUUAUUUAUUGAGAGCUGGGAAAUUGAGAAAUCAUUUGAAGUAACAACGAGGAGACCUUUUAGAAAUUGUACUGAGCACGACUGCAGUCACUGCAUCGAGUUAUUAAAUAGAAGAGUUUUCAUCCCAUGCCAUAAUGAAGUUUCACCACAAGACUUUUGUGAAAAGAUGUGGAUCAAUUAUACCUAUUUUUGGAACUAUGAAUGUGAUGCCCUUUCUGCAUAUGUGGCUCUAUGUAACAAGUUUGACAUUUGCAUUCCAUGGAGAACACCUGAUUACUGCUCUUUGAGUUGCCCAGAGGGGAAGGAAUAUCAACCCUGCGUGCGACCUUGUGAAGCAAGAACAUGUCUGAACAGAUGGUUCUAUGGACACUCUUCAUGUCUGGAUUUAAGAGAAGACUGUGUGUGCAAAAAUGAAACCAUUCUUCACAGGCCAGAGUCAACUCAGUGCAUUCCAGAGGAAGAAUGUGCGUGCACUGAUAGUGAAGACCAGCCUCGAACUGCUGGGGAAGUUUGGAAUGGGGGCAUUGACGAAUGUGCCCUGUACAAAUGUUUGGAGAAUGGAAGCAUUAUUCCCAUAGAACCUGAUUGUGAUGAAGAGCCCUCGCCAAUUUGUGAACGAGAAGCUGAAGUCGUCCUGGGCUUCAUUGAUAAGUGGACCUGCUGUUCAAAGGAAGUUUGCGGCUGUGACAUGACUUUGUGUGAAACUGCCAUUCCAACAUGUACAGAUAGUCAAAAAUUGAUCGUUGGCUAUAGCCCUCUUUCUUGCUGUCCACAGUACCAAUGUGAAUGUGACCCACUCAAAUGCCCCGAAAUUGCAGUGCCAGAAUGCAGAGAAGACCAGUUCAUGCUUCAGGUUCAAGAGGAAGAGACUUGCUGCUUUCCUCCUGCCUGUGUUUGCAAAUCCUGCACUGAACCUAUUCCACUAUGUACUGACGGAGAAUUUCUCACUGUGGAUCUUAAUACUACACAAUUCUGUUGUCCUCAGUAUUACUGUGUGUGUGAGCCAAAUCUCUGUCCUACGCCACUACUCGACUGUGCACAAGAUAUGAAACUUGUGAAAGAAAAUGUAUCUGGUCAAUGUUGUCCAAUAUGGCACUGUGAAUGUAGCUGUGAAAGUCUUGUUGUGCCAACUUGUGAAGUGGGAGAAUUUCAUGCAAUAGACCUCAACUUUCAGAGUGACUGUGGAUGUGUACAGUAUCUCUGUGAAAAGGAUGAUGUGUGUGUGUUUCAAGAAGUAUCAGUAUUGAAUCCUGGCCAAUCUAUGAUAAAGUAUUUGGAAGGGGACUUUUGUUACAUGGUAGAGUGUCUAGAAGAGAAAGAUAACCUUACAGGCUUCCACACUUUGAAUUUUACAAUGUUGAAUUGUUCAAAAGAAUGUGAUGUUCACCAGGUAUACACUCCAUCGCCAAGUGAUUAUGAUUGUUGUGGUACCUGCAAAAAUGUAUCCUGCAAAUUUCAAAUGGAAAAUGGAACAUCAGUUAUAUAUGAGGAGGGGAGUACCUGGAACUAUAAUUGUACCACAUUUGAAUGUGUUAAGACUGACGAAGGGACGAUGAUUCUGAAGUACAGUAUGGUCUGUCCCCCUUUUAAUGAGACUGAAUGCAAAAUGAAUGAAGGGAUUGUAAAGCUUUAUAAUGAAGGCUGUUGCAAGAUCUGCAAACGAGAUGAAAGAAUAUGCCAGAAAGUGAUUAUUAGAUCAAUCAUAAGGAAACAGGACUGUAUAAGUCAAACCUCUAUAAAUGUUGCAUCUUGCGAUGGAAGAUGCCCAUCAGCUACCAUAUUUAACAUCAAUAUUGAGAGCCAUCUAAGAUUCUGUAAGUGUUGUCGUGAAAAUGGGGUACGCAACUUUACUGUGCCACUGUAUUGCUCAGGCAAUGGCACUGAAGUCCUGCACACUCUCCAGGAACCUAUAGACUGCACAUGCCAGUGGAAUUAAAUUCUUGGAUUCCAAGAACUCUAUGCAACAUCAUAAGGUCAAAUGGAGUUAAUUUUUAUCGCUCUUUUUAAGGCACUGGGCAGAUUUAUACUGUUUAAUAAUGUAUUUUUCAGACUAUGGGAUAUGGCAAUUUAACACUUGCUACAAAAUAAAUAAAAUUUCCAGGAAAAACUUCAUUUAUUGACUUAGUCUAUUUUAGAGAAUCAAAUGAUUUUAAGGUGUUCAGCUGAAAUGCUGUUAUGUAUAUAAUUGCAGCAUGCAAUUAUAUUCUCAUCUAUUAGAAGGUUGUUUUGUAGGAUUCUUUCAGUUUCACUCAAUAGUUUUUUCUUUUUAAUUUGAAAAGUCUGCCAUAGCUAUUCGAAAUAAGAUACUCUUCAUUGCUACUAUUUAUUCUGGUAAAUGUAAUCAGUUAAUAGUGGCAUCUGGAUAGUCAUAAAGAGUGGUACGCUUAGAGACUGAUCAUAGAACAAUAGGAUUUUAGAUUAUUUGAAGUCUGAGUGGAUAUUAGGAAUGUUAUUGCAAAUUUCCCUUAUUUUGCAAAUUUAUCAGAUAACCAGAGAAGCUAUGUGACUUGUACAAAUUCAUCCAGUGUAAUGAUAUAGUGAAUUCAUGUUAACAGCUGAUUUAAGUCUACAUCUUUGACAUUCCAGCAAUAUGUUCUUUCCUUUUGAACAGUAUGGUAAGGUGUGUAUCACAGAACCUUUUAUUCUUAAGGAGUUUGCUUUGCCUAGAAUUAAGAAUUUUAAACUCAAUUCCUUUAAAAACAAGGAAAAAAUGCCACACAUACAUAUGUAUAUACAUACAUGUAAUAGUUACCUGAAUAAUAAGGAACGGGGAAAUGUAGCAUCAUUUGCUAAAUAGAGGAGGGAGAUCUCGGGCUUUUAUUUUUUGUACCAUUAAAACUGUUUUCAAAUAUGUUGUUAUUAUUUAACAUUUAGUUAGCUAUUUACUGUCUCAUAGACGUCUGAUAUUUGAGAUGUAUUUGCCUAACUAUUGAAGUUGCAUGCUAUUUUUCUGUUCAUGCUGCUGUUUUGCCAAUGAAGGAUGAAAUAAAAUGAUUUGAAUGUAUUAGUAGUUCUACAGUGGAAUGCCGCACUUUUUAAAGACAGUAGAUUAUUGACAUUUGCAAGGAAUAUAUUCUAAGAUCUUUGCAAACCCCCCAAUUGUUUGCCACUUAUAGUAUAUAAUUAUCUGAUUCUCCUCAUCUGUAAAAAGGAGAGAAUGCCCCACUUGGUAUGAUUGUUGUGAGGAUCAAAUGAAGUUGAACAUCAAUGAGAAAAGAGUAAAACUGCAUUGAAAAGUGGAUGUGGGAGCCUGAUGACUAGGCUGAGCUAGGUGAUUUGUUUCUAUUUCAAAAUCAUGCUACCCAGAAAAAUUACAACAGAUUAGAUAUUUUGGGACCCCCCAGGGUUACUUAGAAAUGGAUGAAAGAAUCAAAUGAACAUUGCAUCUGCAAAGCCCCAGUAUCUACUGUAUAUAAAAAUUGAUUUUAUCUUAUUUGCACUUAAUAACACUUAUAAGUGUUCUGUCUAGACAUUAACAUUUCAAUAUUCUUUGAUUCCUGUUAACAUAUAGAUUGAAUCAAAUCUAUUUGGUUAAAAUAUACUAACAUUUUGCUUAAGAGAAACUGUAUUUACCUCAAAUGAGGUACAUAAUAUUGUAUAUUGUCUACCACUCAUUUCUUUAUUUUCAU